This is a messenger RNA of Ochotona curzoniae (black-lipped pika), 2863 nucleotides long. Its product is annotated as phospholipid-transporting ATPase IF-like. NCBI's taxonomy places the organism in Eukaryota, Metazoa, Chordata, Mammalia, Lagomorpha, Ochotonidae. The coding region runs from base 6 to 1055 and encodes 349 amino acids. Gene Ontology annotation, molecular function: ATP hydrolysis activity; ATPase-coupled intramembrane lipid carrier activity; ATP binding. Gene Ontology annotation, cellular component: endoplasmic reticulum; plasma membrane; trans-Golgi network. Gene Ontology annotation, biological process: phospholipid translocation. The transcript has a single exon. The record is from RefSeq and is a predicted model, not a curated record.
CUGGAAUGGAAACUAAAAUGGCAUUAAAUUACAAAAGCAAAUCACAGAAGCGAUCUGCAGUAGAAAAGUCAAUGAAUAUAUUUUUGAUCAUUUAUCUAAUAAUCCUUAUUUCUGAAGCCAUCAUCAGCACUAUCUUGAAAUAUACAUGGCAAGCUGAAGAAAAAUGGGAUGAGCCUUGGUAUAACCAAAAAACAGAACAUCAGAGAAAUAGUAGUAAGAUUCUGAGAUUUAUUUCAGACUUUCUUGCUUUUCUGGUACUCUACAAUUUCAUCAUUCCAAUUUCAUUAUAUGUCACGGUUGAAAUGCAGAAAUUCCUUGGGUCAUUUUUUAUUGGUUGGGAUCUUGAUCUUUAUCAUGAAGAAUCAGAUCAGAAAGCUCAAGUCAAUACUUCUGAUCUCAAUGAAGAGCUUGGACAGGUGGAAUACGUGUUUACAGAUAAAACGGGUACACUGACAGAAAAUGAGAUGCAGUUUCGAGAAUGUUCAAUUAAUGGCACAAAAUAUCAAGAAAUCAACGGUAGACUUGUACCUGAAGGACCAACACCAGAUUCUCCAGAAGGAAAUUUAUCUUAUCUUAGCAGUUUAUCUCAUGUUAACAAUUUUUCCGAUCUUGGAACCAGUUCCUCUUUCCAAACCAGUCCUGAAAAUGAUGCUGAACUGAUUAAAGAACAUGAUCUCUUCUUUAAAGCAGUCAGUCUCUGUCACACGGUGCAGAUCAGCAGUGUUCAAACCGAUGGCAUUGGUGAUGGUCUCUGGCAGUCCAGCCUGGCCCCAUCCCAGGUGCAGUACCAUGCCUCUUCCCCAGAUGAAAAGGCACUAGUGGAAGCUGCUGCACAAAUUGGUGUUGUAUUUGUCGGCAAUUCUGAAGAAACUAUGGAAGUUAAUACCCUUGGAAAACUGGAAAGGUACAAACUGCUUCAUAUCCUGGAAUUUGAUUCAGAUCGUAGGAGAAUGAGUGUAAUUGUUCAGGCACCUUCAGGUGAAAGGCUUUUAUUUGCUAAGGGAGCUGAAUCAUCUAUUCUCCCCAAAUGUAUAGGAGGAGAAACAGAAAAAUGAGAAUUUAUGUAGAUGAAUUUGUUUUGAAAGGACGAAGAACUCUAUGUUUAGCCUAUAGAAAAUUUACACCAAAAGAAUAUGACAUAAUAGACAGAUGCCUGUUUGAAGCUAGGACUGCCCUGCAGCAGCGGGAAGAGAAGUUGGCAGAUGUCUUCCAGUUUAUAGAGAAAGACUUGGUAUUACUUGGAGCUACAGCAGUGGAAGACAGACUACAAGAUAAAGUUUGAGAAACUAUUGAAGCAUUGAGAAUGGCUGGCAUCAAAGUGUGGGUGCUCACUGGAGAUAAACAUGAAACAGCUGUUAGUGUGAGUUUAUCAUGUGGACAUUUUCAUAGAACCAUGAACAUCCUUGAGCUUACAAACCAGAAGUCAGACAGUGAAUGUGCUGAGCAGUUACGGCAGCUUGCCAGAAUUACAGAGGAUCAUGUAAUUCAGCACGGGCUAGUAGUGGAUGGAACCAGCCUGUCUCUUGCACACAGGGAGCAUGAAAAGCCAUUCAUGGAAGUUUGCAGAAAUUGUUCAGCUGUGUUAUGCUGUCGUAUGGCGCCAUUGCAGAAAGCAAAUGUAAUAAGACUAAUAAAAAUCUCCCCUGAGAAACCUAUUACCCUGGCUGUUGGGGAUGGUGCUAAUGAUGUCAGUAUGAUACAAGAGUCAAAUGUUGGAAUAGGAAUCAUGGAUAAAGAAGGACGACAGGCUGCAAGGAAUAGUGACUAUUCAAUAGCUAGAUUUAAAUUUCUCUCCAAAUUACUUUUUGUUCAUGGUCAUUUUUAUUAUAUUAGAAUAGCAACCCUUGUAUAGUAUUUUUUUAUAAGAAUGUGUGUUUUAUCACACCCCAGUUUUUAUAUCAAUUCUACUGUUUGUUUUUUCAACAAGCACUGUAUGACAGCGUGUAUUUAACUUUAUACAAUAUUUGUUUUACUUCCCUACCUAUUCUGAUAUAUAGUCUUUUGGAACAGCAUAUAGACCCUCAUAUAUUACAGAACAAACCUACCAUCUAUAGAGACGUUAGUAAAAAUCGUCUCUUAAGCAUUAAAACAUUUCUUUAUUGGACCAUCCUGGGUUUCAGUCAUGUCUUUAUUUUCUUUUUUUGGAUCCUAUUUUCUAAUGGGAGAAGACACAUCUCUGCUUGGAAAUGGCCAGAUGUUUGGAAACUGGACAUUUGGCACUUUGGUCUUCACAGUCAUGGUUAUUACAGUGACAGUAAAGAUGGCUUUGGAAACUCAUUUUUGGACAUGGAUCAAUCAUCUUGUUACCUGGGGAUCUAUUAUAUUUUAUUUUGUAUUUUCUUUGUUUUAUGGAGGGAUUCUCUGGCCAUAUUUGGGCUCCCAGAAUAUGUACUUUGUAUUUAUUCAGCUCCUGUCAAGUGGCUCUGCUUGGUUUGCCAUAAUUCUUAAGGUUGUCACAUGUCUCUUUCUUGAUAUCGUAAAGAAGGUAUUUGACUGACAGCUCCAUCCUACAAGUACUGAAAAGGCACAGCUUACUGAAACAAAUUCAAGUAUCAAGUGCGUGGACUCCCUGUGCUGUUUCCCAGAAGGAGAGGCAACGUGCACAUCUGUUAGAAGAAUGCUGGGAUGAGUUACAGGAAGAUGUAGUCCCGCCCCCCUCAGCAGAUCAUGGAGUGCCUUGGAUCCUUUCUAUACCAACGACAGGAGCAUCUUGACUCUCUCCACUAUGGACUCACCUACCUGUUAAAGGGUCAGUAGCACUCUGUGGGAGCCAUUUCACCUGCCAGGCUAAAAUUCAGUAUUGGCCAUCCUGUGAAUGGCCACACUUGCUCUGAAAUCUCUUGCUGAAACUUCAAGUAGUUCA